UGUCACUAUGGUGAAUCGCUACACAGUACGUAAUAUUCGUUUUGUGUUAUCUCGACGGGAUGUUUAGAAGAUAGCGAAAGUUUAAUAACAGUUAAAUAAUUGUGAAUAAGACGUGUCCUGAUUAACGAGUAGUUGGCAAUAAUCGUCGUAGAAAGAAAGAAAUUGAAACAGUUUCAGAUCAAGUCAGAGGAAAAUUUUAAAGCUUAAAAAAUGCCGAACAUAUCCAGUAUAUCUCAUUACUCCUUAAAGGUACCGAAAGAAAGGAAAACGAUAUUCAAAUCUGCCGCGUAGCGGCAGUGGUGCAAAUCAACGGAGGAAGAGUGGCGCCACUGAUGGACUAUAAGAGCUGCAUCGGUGAGGCGGUGUGGUUCAGUAGUGUGCGUGACCGUUCCGGGAGGAGGGUGGCUCCACGCGCGGCCACACCGCGAAACCGUGCCCACUCGCCUCAACCACGGACGUCCACUCGUUUGCUCGUCUCGUGAAAACAUGGCGGCCAGCGACGACGAGCCGAUGCAUCUCUACGAGGUCUUUCAAAACUGCUUCAAUAAGAUCGCCAACAAGCACCCCGAAAAAUUAGGCUUCCAGUCGCCGUAUGGCCCCACGAUGGACAACGGAAUGACGUAUGGUGGAGGAACGUUCGGUCCAACAGCAGGAGGACCAGGUGGGGGGCCAGGGGGAGGUGGCGGUGGCGGGGGCGGCGGGGGUGGCGGUGGAAGUGGUGGUGGCGGUGGCGGUGGAGGCGUCGAGGGCGCCACUUACCCCCCGGAUUCCCCGUACUUCCCGUUUGGGAGCCGAGGCGUACCGCCCUCCGUGGGGACGCCCACCCCCGCUGCCAAUCUUGCAGCACCCACCGGCACCAACGGAGCACGGUUACCAAAUUCGACUGCCGGUGCUGCAGCAGUGAAAAGGAAGAAGGACCAGGCCCUCGACGGAACGGAUGGCGAAGUCGUAACAACGCAGCAUUGGUAUGGCUCGGAUGAAUUUGGGCAAGACUCUCCGAGAUACACCUCUCCUAAAGCUGCAGCCCUUUACGCAGAUCCCUAUUACAUCGAUGGAAACACCGCAGGAACGGGUCCCGGUGACCCAUGGACAGGAGGCGGGGGUGGCGUACAGCCCCCGUACAGUGGAUACGCACCUCCUCACCUGGCUCAACCAGCCUACCCCAUGCACCUACCCCACGACCCCAUGGCGUAUUCUGCCAUGUCGCCAAACGGAGAACCGGCGGCGCCGAUUCUGGGCUCGGCGGUGACCAGUGCGGCCUCACUGCCACCAAUGUCGACAUUCCGGGGUAGCGGCGCAGUUGCGGCAAAUAACGGUACCGGUGCACCAUCCCCGGCAUCAUUGCAAUAUAGUCAUAGUCCUGGUGCACCGACCACCGCACCCCCCGCCCCCAAUUCUGCUCCCACGUCGAACCAACAACCCACCACGGGGGAUAACCUCGGCAAGACUCUCGCAUCUGUAGUAAGCACCAGAAUUUAUCCCACGGACCAAUCAGUAUCGAGUUAUAGCAGCAACCCAUCCACACCAGUGAGUUCGCCACCACCUUUGACAGGUUCAGCGCCAGGCUGGGCACCAGGUGCUGCGCCAGUUUCUCCACAUUUCACGGCGGAUCCCAACCGUGGAACCAUUCACAUGCCGGCGCCUGAACAGCAGAGUCUAGACGAUGCCAUCGGCUUCCUUCGCGACCACGCCGAGUUGGUACAGGGUACGCGGAUGGAGGAACGACUGGACGAUGCCAUAAACGUGUUGAGGAAUCACGCGGAGAGCCAAUUAGGACUUCAUUUAAGUCCCGUUGGUCCACACGGUUCCAUCUAUUCCCACACAUCGCCACCUCAAUUGGACCACCUGACGAGUCCUCAUCCUGCGGUAACAGUAACGCAACCUCAGGGUUCUUAUUCUGGUCUUACACCCACGCCCGACACAGACGGUUCCAUCAAAAUCGAAAGGUUACCUGUAACAAAUGCCAAAUACGUCUCUUUAGAAAAGAGAAAGGACCCGCCGGACAGCAGCGGCGGUGAGACGAAACCUUCGAGCAGCGAGCUGGCUGCAGCUGGCGUGAUUGGCGCGGCCACGGUCAACUCUACGUCUCAGGGAAAAGGGACGAAGAGAUCGCGUAGAUAUUGUUCGAGCGCCGAGGACGAGGAUGAUGAUCCCGACGUGAAGGCACAAAGGGAGAAAGAGAGGCGGCAGGCGAACAAUGCUAGGGAAAGGAUACGUAUCAGAGACAUCAACGAGGCAUUAAAGGAACUUGGUAGAAUGUGCAUGACGCAUCUGAAGACGGACAAACCUCAGACGAAACUGGGUAUCCUGAACAUGGCUGUUGAGGUGAUCAUGACACUGGAACAGCAAGUUAGAGAACGAAAUCUUAAUCCAAAGGCAGCGUGCUUGAAGAGGAGGGAAGAGGAGAAAGCAGAGGAUGGGCCUAAAUUACCUGGACAUCUAGCAGCGCACAUAGCUCAUCCACAUCCUCACCCACACGCGCAUUCUCAGCCACCUUUCUCUGCAAUGCCUGGCCCACCACCGCCGCUUCAACACAAUCCAUCGCAGCCGCAGUAGCAGCGGCUCAGUGGCAGUAUGAUCCUGUGUUAAGGGGUAGAUACGGCUUAAAAUUGUCAUAGGACUUUUCGAAGUUUUGCGGGACUUGAACAUACAGAUUGGACUUUUCUUCACCGUGCCAGUUAUAGGAGUAAAAGAAAUUAAGGAUAUUACGAGGUGUACGUCGAGAGAUUUAUUCUUCGAACGCGUAUUAACGCACUACGGAUGCGAGAAAGCUUGACCGCUGCUUAGAAGACGCCAAAGCGAGCGUUGUUGAAAGGAUGCUGCGCUUCCGAGGCAAAGAACGCAACUGUGUACGUGUGAUCUAAGUGCGAACGUGUUAACCGGUAAUAUCCAUAGUUUUUCUUACCGAUUUUCAUAGACGCGUACAAGGAACUGCAAAGAAAUAGAGUCUUCUGUAUGUCGAUGUGAAUGUUUAGAGAAAGAAAAAGAAAAGAGGAAAGAAAGAGCGGGUGCUUUUAAGAAGCAUCUACCCCCCUCCCACUCCCCGACGGCGGCUUGAAAUUAUUUUUAUAAAUAGCGAGAAAACAAAGGAAUAUGGUUCCUCUCUUUCGAGAUGUAAGAAGCGUGUAAGUAGCGCGAUCGAGAUUUUAUCGAAACGAUCGAUCCCCGCUACCAAUACACCCCGACUCUUGUUGAAAUUGCCCAUUUUUUUUGUGUAUGUAAUCUAUCGAGAUACGUUGCGUUAUGUUGUACGGAGCGGUAGCUCUAAAAGGUGCACUCUUGACAUGGCAAACGACGAGAGAAACGUUGACAAUAACCGAGGAUGAUCGUAAUGAACGGCGUGCUUCGUGAGCUCAUCGUUUUCACUCUCAUUGUAUCGGAUCGUUUCCAUCUUUCUCUCCGAUCGUUUUCGAAUUCAGUAGUGUUUCUAGGAUUCUCGUAGCUCGUGUAAAUAUACAAAGACCACAAGACGGAAAGAACCGCGAGUUUUUUUACGAUGGUACUCGGUGAUUGGUGACGAAAACUGUACAUAAAAGAGACGACUGUUUCGCGAGCGUUCAGUGUGAAUCGAGGUCGCAUGAUGUUCGUUCUGGCAAAUUUUCUGUACUUACGCGUAUGAACAGAAUUGAUAAAAAAGAUCGUUGGAAUAACGGUCGACGAGAAGUAAAAAAAAAAAAAAAAAAAAAAAAAAAAAAAAAAAAGAGAAAGAAAGAAAGGAAAAGGAUGGAUAAUAUGAAAGGAGAAAUUCACGUUGAACGGUGCAGGUACGAUAGAAUCGUUUCUCCGUUAGCGGUUCGGACCAUGAGGAAACGCGAGAAAAUUAUAAAGCACAAGUGCAAGGUUUCAGUAAAAAUGCAGUAUGUAUAGGUUAACGAUAGGGGAAAAGAAGGAAGGAAAAACAAAAGGAAAAAGAAAUGAACGAAUUACCUACCCAUCGAACACGGAAAAAGUUCAAACAUAUCUCUCGCAUAAUUGUAUAUAUACAGCAGUAACGU
Messenger RNA from Eufriesea mexicana, 3995 nucleotides. RefSeq names its product transcription factor 12. Gene Ontology annotation, biological process: regulation of transcription by RNA polymerase II. Lineage: Eukaryota; Metazoa; Arthropoda; Insecta; Hymenoptera; Apidae. Gene Ontology annotation, cellular component: chromatin; transcription regulator complex. Gene Ontology annotation, molecular function: protein dimerization activity; DNA-binding transcription factor activity, RNA polymerase II-specific; RNA polymerase II cis-regulatory region sequence-specific DNA binding. The record is from RefSeq and is a predicted model, not a curated record. The coding region runs from base 487 to 2556 and encodes 689 amino acids. The transcript has 18 exons.